Molecule: messenger RNA, 2766 nt
Organism: Sporothrix brasiliensis 5110
Lineage: Eukaryota; Fungi; Ascomycota; Sordariomycetes; Ophiostomatales; Ophiostomataceae
Exons: 1
Coding region: 1-2766 (921 amino acids)
Biological process (GO): DNA-templated DNA replication; mitotic cell cycle; DNA repair
Cellular component (GO): nuclear replication fork
Molecular function (GO): protein binding; chromatin binding
Source: RefSeq, a predicted model, not a curated record
AUGUCCGCUACGGCGUCGCGCCCGCGGCCGCGCCCUGCGCAUGGCCUCGGCUGCACUCGCUGUGCUUACACGCCCAACGGCCGCCAGCUGAUCUCCGUCGGCGCCACCAACACCAUCCGCAUCUUCAAGACGGGUUCCGACGGCGAGCCCACCAACGUCGACGACUGCCAAGAGCAAAACGUCAGCGUCGCCGCCACCGACACGUUUUUUGUCGCCGGCUCCGAGGAUGGCACCGUCAGCCUCUACUCCCUCGACGCUCCACCCUCCUUUGAGAGCUUUCUGCUGCGCACGUCGCUGCCCGUGCGUGAAGUGGCCCUCUCGCCCGAUGGCCGCUGGUGCGCCGUGGCGAGUGACGAGCUGACAGUGCGCAUCGUGCGUGUUGACGACAAUACGGUCGUCCGCCACCUGCGCGCCCACAACCGGCCAGCCAAGCACGUGUCGUUUGACCCGAAGGGUCGUACGGUUUCUGUGUCUUGCACAGAUGGCAUCAUCUACGUCUACUCGCUGAUCGAGACGGACGACGAGAACGAGACUGGUGCCGCGGGACCCGAUGCUGCUGAAACCAACAACAACAACAACAACAACACAAAAGGCGACCCGGCCCUGAUUCGCAAGGUCGACGGCAUCAUCGGCAGCCUGGACUCGGAAGCCGACACCUCUGCCAAGGUCGCCUGGCACCCCGACGGCCGUGCUUUUGCCGUGCCGACGCCUACGCGUGACAUACAGGUCGUCUCAAAGCACGACUGGGAGAAGCAGCGCGUGUUUGCAAAUGGCCACGACGGCGAGAUCACCGCGCUCGCCUGGUCGCCCAACGGCGCACUCUUGGCAUCCGCCGGAAAAGACGGCAAAAUUCUCCUGUGGGAGACCAAAUCCCAAAGCGUUAUCGCCCGCUACGACUACAGCGGCGUCCAAGACAUUUCCUGGCACCCGACCAACAACCUCGUAGCCUUUACAAACGGCGAGGGUGAGGUGUACAUCUACCCAGACUUUAUCACCGCCCAGUACGCCGUGCUGCUACGGUUGCCCACGCAGCCGAGCCCCUUCAUCCACGACCCGCUCGGCGAGAUCUCCGCCAACGGCCUUGCCCGCCGACCACAGCAGCAGCGGCCAGACGGCAGCCGCAAGGCUGGCGGUGCUGAGCAGUCGGGCCUGGUUGCCCGUGAGGCUGUGGAGGGCGACGACGACGAUGAGGACCUCGACAGUUUAUUGAAUGGCGACGACUAUGACAUGAUGGCCGAUGAUGACGACGGUUUUGUCGUGGACGACGACGGCGCUGGCUACACCAUGGCCGGCGCCAAUGGUGGCCGUAAACGGCCACAUGACGGCGACAGCGGACUUCUCCCAGUCCGGGGUGCCAAGCGAGCUGGCGGUGCUGGCGCCGGUGGCCGCGCGCUGUGGCAGCCUCAAUACCACCCGGCCUUCCAGCCCGGGUCGACGCCCUGGCGCGGCAACCGUAAGUACCUUUGCCUCAACCUCGUGGGCGUGGUCUGGACCAUCGACCAGGACGCCCACUACACUGUGACGGUCGAGUUCUACGACCGUGAGUUCCAGCGCGACUUCCACUUCACCGACACCUUUUUAUACGACAAGGCCUGCCUCAACGAGCACGGCACACUCUUUUCGUGCCCACCACGUGGCGCUGGGGACGGAUCCAGUCCAUCGUCUUCGCCUGCCAUGGUGUUUUACCGCCCACACGAGUCUUGGACACAGCAGCGCCUCGACUGGCGCACCAAACUGCCAGCCGGCGAAUCCGUCGUCGCCAUGUCGCUGAGCGCAUCGUUUGUCACUGUCGUCACGAGCGCCGACUACGUGCGCGUCUACACGCUGUUUGGUGUGCCCUACCGCGUCUACCGGCCCAAGAGCACGCCCGUCGUCACGUGUGCGAGCUGGAAGGACUAUGUUUGGACGCUGGGCAAUGGUCCCAUGGCGCCCGACGGUACCGCGCGCCUGCAGUACACCAUUGAGAAUGUGCAGCGCGACGAGAUCUGCCAGAACGAGGACGCCAUCGCGCUGCCUGCUGGCGCUUCGGUGCAGUCCGUCUUCUUUUCCGACGAGGGCGACCCGUGCAUCUACGACUCGACCGGCACGCUGUUGACACUGCUGCAUUGGCGCCGGCCGUCACGCGCAUCCUGGGUGCCGCUGCUCGACACGCGACAGAUGGCGCGUCUGGCAUCAGGACGCAAACACGAGACGUACUUCCCCAUCGCCGUCGCCGACCGCAAGUUCCACUGUAUUAUCCUCAAGGGCGGCGACCAGUAUCCCUACUUCCCGCGUCCGCUGUUGUCCGAGUUUGAUUUCAGCAUCCCGCUGGGCCGCGCGCCUAAGCAGACUGAGGCUGCUGCUGCUGACGACGACGCCGACGAAAAUGCCGACGACGAUGCGACCGCCAACCGUCUUGAGCAUACGUUUGUCCUGCACGGCGUACACGCCGCCCAACUGGCUGACCGUCUCGACAUGGACGGCGAAGGCAAAUCCAAAUCCUCGUACGCACUCAAAACCGCACUCGCGCGCCUCGAGCUCGAGACCGACAAGACCUUGCUGCAGCUGCUGGCACUCGAGUGCCGCGCCGGCGAGGAGCGGGGCAUGCGCGCGCUUGAGCUGGUGCGGCUGAUGCGCGAUGGCGGUGGCAAGAUGGUCGAGGCUGCCGGCAAGGUGGCCGAGCGGUACGGCCGGACGGUACUGGGCACCAAGAUUCGGGCCCUGGGCGAGCGGCGUAUGCAAGGCCAGCUGGGCUUGCUGGAUGACGACGAUGAAGAUGGCGAGUAG